AUCCGCUAUUCAACAUAGAAGAAGAAGAACAAAGUAGGCGAAGAAGAAAAGACACUCGUCACAUGGGAGUUAAAAAGUCUUAAGGUUGAGCUGUUCCUCUGAAGCCAUGACAAGGUGGGCGAGAGCCAAUAAUGUGCACAGACACAAACCGGCCGAGGCAACUCCCUGGAACCAGCUGAGAGCAGCUGGCAGGAGAGGAGCAGGACAGGAUGGAGGUCACUCUGUGGAGGCUUCUCGACGAGGUCAGACAGACCCUCUGAGAAAGACCUUCAAUACCGCCGGGAAGACGGCCAACCACAGAAAGAAAGAGUACCUCAACGAGGAUGUAAACGGAUUCCUGGAGUACCUAAACCAGGGCGGACACGGCCUGCCUGUUGGGAAGGAAGGAGAGAAAGAGACGGAGCAGGAGUUGAAGGAGAAGGUGGAGGUGGCCUUGAAGAAGGACCAGAGGAGGGAGGACAGAAGGGUUAAGAGGCAGAAGGACAAGAAGAAUAAGAUGGUGUGCUUUAACUGCAGGAAGCCCGGUCACGGUUUGGCCGAUUGUCCUGAAGCCGACAGAGACGAAGAGAUGGGCAGAGGGAUCUGCUUCCGCUGCGGUUCCACUGAACAUGAGAUCCAGAGGUGUAGAGCUAAAGUGGACCCAGCUCUGGGCGAAUAUCCGUAUGCUAAGUGCUUCAUCUGUGGUCAGACUGGACACCUGUCACGCUCCUGCCCCGACAAUCCCAAAGGACUGUAUGCACAAGGCGGCUGCUGCCGUGUCUGCGGGUCGGUGGAGCAUUUCCAGAAGGACUGUCCGGAGCACCAAGCAGCAACUAACUCUGUGACUUUGGGCUGGUUGUCCAAUAAUAGGAGUGCAGACAUGGAGGAUAUUCACAUUCCAGUGAAAAAAGCCAAACCCAGGCAACCCAAAGUGAUAACCUUUUGAGGACUCAACAUGUAAAGCUGCUCUGCAUCCUAUUCCUGGACCCGGAUCUGUUGGAAAUAGUUUAUGAAACCUGGAUGUGUCUGGAUGCUGCAGAACAGAACAGACCACAGGUUCAAACCAGUGAGCAGGUCCUGGAUCAGCCGCUGAGCAACAUUUCGUGAAAGUUGAUUUAAAAAUGUCGGACUGGAGCUGCAUACAGACGGUGUUACUGAACGUUUGCAGCACAUCUAUUUUGAUUGAAAUAAAAAGGCUUCAUCUGUACAGAUUUAGUAUAAUUUACAACAAAUUUUACAAACCUCUGAACCAAUAACCCAUCCUAAAUAAACUGUAACUUUUACAA
Messenger RNA from Cyprinodon tularosa, 1265 nucleotides. RefSeq names its product zinc finger, CCHC domain containing 9 (gene zcchc9). The record is from RefSeq and is a predicted model, not a curated record. Gene Ontology annotation, molecular function: zinc ion binding; nucleic acid binding. Bases 107 to 925 code for a protein of 272 amino acids. NCBI's taxonomy places the organism in Eukaryota, Metazoa, Chordata, Actinopteri, Cyprinodontiformes, Cyprinodontidae. The transcript has 6 exons.